AUGGUUGCUACUCAAAUAUGCAUUAUCUAUCUAUCUAUCUAUCUAUCUAUCUAUCUAUCUAUCUAUCUAUCUAUCUAUCUGUUCUUAAUAUUUGUUUCUUUCCUUCUGACUUCGUUUGUGUCUUCGUUUUUCAUUGCCACUUUCAUUCUCCCGUUUAUUUUUCCCUUCCAUUAUUUUCUGUUCGAAGCACCUUCUUUUCUUUCCUUUUUUUCCUUUUCAUUUUUCCCUGUCCUCAAUUUCUUUUUUUUUUUCUUUUGCCUCCACCCCCCCCCGCAAUUCUUCUCCCUGCGUUUUUUUUUUCCCAGCCCGAUAAUUAAUUCAUUCAUUUGCUCCCUUUUCCCCACUGUUUUUUUUCUCAAUGUAAUUAAAUUUUGCUUCGUUCGUUCUUUUUUUUUUUUUUUUUGUGUUUGUUCCCGUCCCCUUUGUUUUUCAUUCAUCUCCUCCAUCACGAAUCAACAUCUACAUCCAUUGUUUUUCUCUCACUGGAAUCUGAACUCCGAUCGAGUUGUCAUUAUGCAACUUUAUAUGCAGCUGAAGAACGGGCAUCAUUUUAUUUCAAGUGCAGCAAAGACAAAUACCACAAACAUGCGCUUUCGUUUGCUCGUUCGCACAUGCGCAGUAGUCGGUUGUCUCAGACUGCUAAUAAUAAACGCGCGAGAAUGCAGAUGCCUCUUUAGGCAGCGCACGACUCAAUUUCACGAACAACACUCAUAG
Molecule: messenger RNA, 714 nt
Organism: Acanthosepion pharaonis
Lineage: Eukaryota; Metazoa; Mollusca; Cephalopoda; Sepiida; Sepiidae
Source: the annotation of a GenBank genome assembly